Messenger RNA from Trichosurus vulpecula (common brushtail), 1404 nucleotides. Its product is annotated as poly(rC)-binding protein 2-like. Gene Ontology annotation, cellular component: nucleoplasm; nucleus; cytoplasm. NCBI's taxonomy places the organism in Eukaryota, Metazoa, Chordata, Mammalia, Diprotodontia, Phalangeridae. The transcript has a single exon. Bases 31 to 1404 code for a protein of 457 amino acids. The record is from RefSeq and is a predicted model, not a curated record. Gene Ontology annotation, molecular function: single-stranded DNA binding; mRNA binding. Gene Ontology annotation, biological process: regulation of gene expression; regulation of RNA metabolic process.
AAAGUCCAAAUCCCCAGAAAACUGCUAGACAUGGACACCGGUGUGAUUGAAGGUGGAUUAAAUGUCACUCUCACCAUCCAGCUACUUAUGCAUGGAAAGGAAGUUGGAAGCAUUAUUGGAAAGAAAGGAGAAUCGGUCAAGAAGAUGUGUGAAGAGAGUGGUGCACGUAUCAACAUCUCAGAAGGGAAUUGUCCUGAGAGAAUAAUUACUCUGGCUGGACCCACCAAUGCCAUCUUUAAAGCCUUUGCAAUGAUUAUUGACAAACUGGAAGAGGACAUCAGCAGCUCUAUGACCAAUAGUACAGCUGCCAGUAGACCCCCAGUCACCCUGAGGCUUGUGGUCCCUGCUAGCCAGUGUGGCUCUCUCAUUGGAAAAGGAGGAUGCAAGAUCAAGGAAAUAAGAGAGAGUACAGGGGCUCAGGUCCAGGUGGCAGGGGAUAUGCUACCAAACUCAACUGAGCGGGCCAUCACUAUUGCUGGCAUCCGGCAAUCUAUCAUUGAGUGUGUCAAACAGAUCUGCGUGGUCAUGUUGGAGACUCUCUCCCAGUCUCCCCCAAAGGGCGUGACCAUCCCGUACCGGCCCAAGCCGUCCAGCUCUCCAGUCAUCUUUGCAGGUGGUCAGGACAGGUACAGCACAGGCAGCGACAGUGCGAGCUUUCCCCACACCACCCCGUCCAUGUGCCUCAACCCUGACCUGGAGGGACCACCUCUAGAGGCCUAUACCAUUCAAGGACAGUAUGCCAUUCCACAGCCAGAUUUGACCAAGCUGCACCAGUUGGCAAUGCAACAGUCUCACUUUCCCAUGACGCAUGGCAACACCGAAUUCAGUGCAGGUUUGGAUGCAUCUGCUCAGACUACUUCUCAUGAACUCACCAUUCCAAAUGACUUAAUUGGCUGCAUAAUCGGGCGUCAAGGUGCCAAAAUCAAUGAGAUUCAUCAGAUGUCUGAGGCUCAGAUCAAAAUUGCCAAUCCAGUGGAAGGAUCUACUGAUAGGCAGGUUACCAUCACUGAAUCUGCUGCCAGCAUUAGCCUGGCCCAGUAUCUAAUCAAUGUCAGUUUAGAAAACGCCAAACCCUCCUCCCAGGCAGCCUCCGUCAUGAUCCCUGAUCACCUCAGCAUCAACCUCUCUCAACUCUCCACCCCUUCUUCUUCUUCCUCCUCCUCCACCACCACCCCCUCCCUCGCCACAGUGGGGACCUCCGACGCACCCUCCAGCCUCCCCAACCCUCUUCCAACUGCCCCUUGUGUCUCCAGUCUGCUUGGCAUGAAACCCAUCCCUCUCCCGGCUCUACAUGUUGUGUCUGCUGCUAAGGGUCCCGGGGCUUCGGCUGCCACCACCACCUCUGCCGUGCCAUACGUAACUAACAAACUGAAAGCUGAGAAACAGAGAUUUUCUCCCUACUGA